This is a messenger RNA of Sinocyclocheilus anshuiensis, 987 nucleotides long. It is a transcript of the gene dtx3la, whose product is annotated as deltex E3 ubiquitin ligase 3L a. The coding region runs from base 139 to 666 and encodes 175 amino acids. Gene Ontology annotation, biological process: Notch signaling pathway; protein ubiquitination. NCBI's taxonomy places the organism in Eukaryota, Metazoa, Chordata, Actinopteri, Cypriniformes, Cyprinidae. The record is from RefSeq and is a predicted model, not a curated record. The transcript has 5 exons.
UCAACCACGUAGUCAAGAGUGCAGAUGAGCAGUUCACUCUUAAGAGUGAGAGAAGCAGGUGUGCAUCCUAAAAUACAUCAGAGCUUGUUCUUUUCAAUGAUUUGCAAACCUAUGAAAUCAUUGCUCAUUUAGCUGAUCAUGGGGGCUUCACAAAGCAAGGAUAAGAUGCAGUGCAACAGAUACCUGAAUGGAAAAGGUCCUCCGCCGCUGACUGAGACAGGUGGUCAAGGAUCAAACAACCACAAAAAGAAUAGUGUGAUAAAACAAGGAAACCAGCCAGACGGAGGGCAGAUGAAUUGGAAUAUCGAGAGACGGAGUUUGCCGGGACAUUCUGACUGUGACACCAUUCAAAUCGUCUUUCAUUUUGAUGAUGGAAUCCAGUCGGACAAGCAGCCUCAUCCAGGACACAGCUACAAGGGCACUGAAUUUGUGGCCUACCUGCCUCAGAACAUCACAGGGACCAAGAUACUCCAGCUACUGGAGCAGGCCUUCGAACACAAGCUGCUGUUCACUGUGGCGGCCAAUAGCAGCGGUGAAUACUGCGUGAUGCCUGCAGAUAUACCACUGAAGACUCUGGACAGUGGGGGACCUGGAAGCUUGGGCUAUCCAGAUCCAACGUACUUGAAAUCAGUGAGGAAAAGUCUCAAGGUAAAGGGGAUCAAAUGAGAGAGAAUGGACUACUAAUACUACAACUGUUGAUUCCAAACCUCAUCAUGACCCUGCAUGAUGAAGAUAUGGAUAUGGUGAUGGCAUGAUUACAUGGAGUUUGACAUGUCCAAAUCUACAGAACCUGGUCAAGGCUGAUCAAUUUGAGAAUGAGGACCUUUAUAUGCUGAAACCGAGUUGCAACGAUGCACAUGGCGACUUGUGAGAUGUAGUGUAUUUUCUAUUAAAAAGAUGAAGAAUGAAGUAAGACAGUAUUGUAUACACUGCAAACCAUUGUACAGUAUAUUUGUUUAAAGUGUUUUAAAUAAUUUAAAAUAAAAA